Messenger RNA from Bufo bufo (common toad), 537 nucleotides. RefSeq names its product gamma-crystallin-3-like. Lineage: Eukaryota; Metazoa; Chordata; Amphibia; Anura; Bufonidae. Gene Ontology annotation, molecular function: structural constituent of eye lens. The record is from RefSeq and is a predicted model, not a curated record. The transcript is spliced from 3 exons. Gene Ontology annotation, biological process: lens development in camera-type eye; visual perception. The coding region runs from base 1 to 537 and encodes 178 amino acids.
AUGGGAAAGAUUAUCUUCUAUGAAGACAAAAAUUUUCAUGGCCGCUCUUAUGAGUGCAACUCUGAGUGUCCAGAUUUGUCCUCCUACUUCAGACGCUGCAACUCCAUUCGUGUAGAAAGUGGAAACUGGAUCUUGUAUGAACAUCCCAACUACAGAGGACACCAGUAUUUUCUUCAUAAAGGAGAGUAUCCUGACUUCCAACAGUGGAUGGGUUAUAAUGACUCAAUUCGUUCUUGCCGCUUGAGCCCACAGGUAAAACUCCACAGUGGUUCAUUCAGAAUCAGGAUCUAUGAAAGAGAAGAUUUUAAAGGUCAAAUGAUGGAGUUCACUGAGGACUGUCCAGAUGUCUAUGAGAGAUUCCGCUACAAUGAAAUUAAUUCUGCUCAUGUGGAAGAUGGAUACUGGAUGUUCUAUGAAGAACCCAACUACAGGGGACGUCAGUAUUACUUGAGACCUGGAGAGUACCGGAGAUACACUGAAUGGGAAGCAACUACUCCAAGAAUUGGAUCUUUUAGACGGGUUCACCACUUUCAUUGA